CCUCUGUAUCGCCAUUACCAUUAAAGAAAUAAUUUUGGGAUUUUGGAUUUUCCUCUUCUCGUCUUCAAUUUUAUAAUCUUCUAUUCCACAAAACCCUUAAUUUUCCCGCACUUUCUCAACGCAAAGGAAGGAUCUUUCUUCCAAGACAAUGAGGUGGGAGAGGGUCCAACAAGUGGGUCUCGGUGAUUCUUCUUCUUUCGGCCCCGGAAAGAGAUGGGGACACACUUGUAACGCCAUUAAAGGCGGCAGAUUUCUCUACGUAUUUGGUGGCUUUGGCAGAGACAAUUGCUUAACAAAUCAAGUUCAUGUCUUCGACGCUGAGACGCAGAUAUGGAUUCGACCUGAAAUCAAUGGCGUACCGCCCUGCCCGAGGGACAGUCAUAGCUGUACAACAGUUGGUGAUAACCUUUUUGUGUUUGGUGGUACUGAUGGGACCAAAUAUCUCAACGAUGUGCACAUCCUUGAUACUUAUUCACACACUUGGAUACGUCCGGAUAUUAGAGGGGAAGGACCAAGGGUUAGAGAGGCUCAUAGUGCAGCGCUUGUUGACAAACGUCUUUUCAUAUUUGGCGGCUGUGGGAAAUCUUCUGAUUCGGAUGAUGAAGUAUUCUAUAAUGACCUUUACAUACUUAAUACAGAAACUUACAUGUGGAAACGUGCUGUAACAUCUGGGAAACCGCCCUCUGCACGAGAUAGCCACACUUGCUCAGCGUGGAAGAACAAAAUCAUUGUAGUAGGUGGUGAAGAUUUGGAUGACUAUUAUCUCUCUGAUGUUCAUAUCCUUGAUACAGAUAAAUUUGUUUGGAAGGAAUUGAAAACUUCAGGACAGGUGUUAACACCUCGAGCCGGUCAUGUAACUGUUGCACUUGAGAGGAACUUAUUUGUCUUUGGAGGGUUUACGGAUUCUCAAAAUCUUUAUGAUGAUCUAUAUGUGCUUGAUUUGGAAACGGGUGUAUGGUCCAAGGUUGUUGCUAUGGUAGAAGGGCCAUCUGCUAGAUUCUCUUCUGCAGCGGUUUGUUUAGAUCCUUACAAGGCUGGUUCGUUUUUCUUUGUUGGUGGCUGCAAUAAGAAUCUUGAGCCGUUGGAUGACAUUUACUACUUACACACAGAAGGUAGAUACGAUGUCCGGUUUCAUCAAAAUCCAGGGAGAUCGUCUCUAAGGAAACAAAUGAAGCUAAAAUGCCAAGGGCAGGAAUUAACUGUGGCCAAAACCAACAUUGACCAUGGAAGAGAGAAUGUCCCUUUGAACAUUGGCUAUAUUGAUCAAAGAAAACCGAUGUUUCAAGCCAGGGUUACUGAAAACGCCCCUCUAGGUUACACUAUAGAAACGAUCAUUGAUGGAAAGGUUCUUCGCGGUGUUUUGUUUUCAAACAGACACAGCUCUGUGCGAAUUGCAGAUUCAAGCAUUAGUAGUAGGGAAAGGCCUGCUACGUCAGAUGGAGAUUGUGAUCAUAGAGCAAAGAUACCAAGAACUUUUAGCAAGGAUCCAGCUGGUAGUAGCCAACAAGCUGGUCCUACUGAUCCUUCUGAUGAUACUAACAAGAAGGUUGCAGAUUCAAAUGAUACGGACACACCCAUGAUUGACACUGUCGAUGCUAAUGUGAACAUGGAGGGAACACAUGAAGCAGAAACCGCUGCCGUUACCAUUGAUGCCAAAGAUCAAGAUGCUUCUCAACUCGAUAAGGGGAUUGUGAACACAGAUCCAUUACCGGUUUCUCAUGAUCAGGUGAAUGUGAUAUCAACAGAUGCUGCAAAAGCUGAUCCUGGAGUAGAUUCAUCGACACGAAAGCAAGAGGAGGGAACAUCUGCUGAAGAAGAUGCAAACGUAGGGCCGCAACCACAACAGCAUUAACAUCAGGAAGGAUCUUUUUGAGGGGGAUGUACAGUAAGUAGUAGCUGGAGAUAGAAUUUGGUUUAGAAGCUAAGUAGAAGAAAACUAAUGAAUUGCAGAAGAAGCUAACAUUUGAAUUGAGGUCUUUUGCUUCUUGUUCUGUAUUUGGUUUCAAAUUUGCAUUUAAAAAACAUUUUUCACACAGCUUACAUAAUCACCAGAAUUAAUCUGAUUUGGACAAGCAACACGC
Messenger RNA from Arabidopsis thaliana (thale cress), 2081 nucleotides. Its product is annotated as Galactose oxidase/kelch repeat superfamily protein. NCBI's taxonomy places the organism in Eukaryota, Viridiplantae, Streptophyta, Magnoliopsida, Brassicales, Brassicaceae. Gene Ontology annotation, cellular component: cytoplasm. The record is from RefSeq and is marked reviewed. The coding region runs from base 149 to 1852 and encodes 567 amino acids. The transcript is spliced from 11 exons.